UUACCGCAGCACAGUAGUUCGCAUACACACACAGUCCAGCAUACAGCAAAGACAUCGAUCGAUUCGAUACAUCUACGUGAAGAGAUAGACCACUAGCUAGCUGCUAGCUCGGACCUGUCGAUUGGAACGGAUUUGGGUUGAUGAUUCGCAGCAUGGGAUCUUGGGUUCGCUCCAUCACGUCGCCCUUCAGGAAGAUGCUCAACCCGCAGAGAGAGCAGCACGGCAAGAAGACGCCGAGCCACCGCCGCCAGUCCUCAGCCAUGGCGCCGCACGGCGGCGAAGCGGCGGAGAGGACGUCGCAGCUGUACGGCGAGGUGAUGGCGUGCACGUACGAGGACGUGCAGGUCAUGUGGUCCAUGCUCGACAAGGCCAGGAUCUGCAGCGCCGCGGCCUCGUGACCACACCUAUGACUAGCUUCGGUCCAUCGGAUCCGUCGUCCGUCCGUCCGUGGAGACGAGAUGAGACGAUCGAGAUCGAUCCACCAGUACAUAUAUACUUAUACUAUAGCCACCCAUUGCAAAGCUAGCUACCUGCAGUACAUGCAUGUCUGAAGAUCGGCAAUUAAGCCUGCAUGCAUGCAAGUUCUGAAGCUUUUUUUUUCUUUCCAGUUGAUUUUUGUGUCGUCUAUAUAUGAUCUAUCAUGGUCGAGUCUGAAUCCCCAUUGCUGGCAAACAUGUAUGCAUGUUGAUGCUGGAUUAACGGAGAGAUUUAAGUGCUGCUACCACAACAUUA
Molecule: messenger RNA, 732 nt
Organism: Phragmites australis (common reed)
Lineage: Eukaryota; Viridiplantae; Streptophyta; Magnoliopsida; Poales; Poaceae
Exons: 2
Coding region: 141-398 (85 amino acids)
Source: RefSeq, a predicted model, not a curated record